GGGCUUCAAAAUACAAUGCCCCAUUCAUUACCAUUAUCAAGCUAGAAAGAGCCAGGAUAGAAGAUAUUCAUACCUAGGAUGGCUUGAGGGUUAGUAAAUCAUGGGAUAAUUUUCAUUUUUGGGUGAACUAUCCCUUUAGACUAUCUUCACUUAUUUUUCUGAAUUUCUAGCUUGAAAAGUGUGUUUGUGCAAUGUUUCUUUAAAAUGUUUUUUUUUUUUUUUUUUUUUUGUAGGCCUAUCAAAUGCAAAGACAUUCUAACAUUUUUAAAUGUGACUGAAAUAGCCAAAUACAUCUUGUACUUAUUCCAACUCUCCUAGACUACUGGUUUCCACUCCUUCCUUCUUUCUGCUACACAAACACACAUGCGUGUUCUGAGGGUGUGUGUUCCUUUGAGGAUUUAUAGUCUUGACAAACAAACGGAAGGAGUGGAAGUCUCUGUCUUACAGGCUUUAAAGUCCCAAACGAAUAAUGAGAUCAGAACACAACAUGCCAUGAUGUGAUCUCUCUCUUUGCUGUGCCCUGUGACUUUCAAGUGGAUUUGAAGGCAAAGGCAAACAUGCUUUGAAUAUGGAAAAAUUUCUCCUAUUAUAACUUACAGAUCAGGAAGUGGGAUGGGUCGUGUGUACCUGAUCGAGCCGGCUGUUGGCAUGUAUGCGUUUGCCAUGUUUAUGGUCUACCCUCUGCUGCAGCAGUAUGUGUACCGUAGGCUGUGGUUUGAGCUGAGUGGCACAACCUACCCUGCAGAGAGUCUGUCUCACUGCUCAAACAACCACAGCUAUGUCACCAUACACCAGGCAGUGCAGAAGGAGACAUCGCUUUUCCUCCUCCAGAGUGAACUGUGCUUUCUCGUUCCCAGUCUCAUAUCCGCACUGCUCCUGGUCUCAUACAGUGACUACUGCGGGCGUAAAGUUGCCAUCGUUCCUCCUCUGGUGGGCGACACUCUGUUCUCCCUGAGCUACGCUUUGGUCAGUAGAUUCUCCUUCAGCCUCAAUUACCUGUUAGCUGCCUCCUUCCUAACAGGCCUGAUGGGCGGACCCGCCAGUCUGAUUGGUGGAUGUUUCGCCUAUGUGGCUGAUGUCUGCGGAGAAGAUCCAGAAGGACAGAAAACUGUCCGAAUGGCUCGACUGGACAUGAUUUUAGGGGUUUUGACUGGCUUAGCUUCUCUGUGCACUGGAUUCUACAUUGAAGCAGCUGGCUUCACUUGGCCCUUCCUCACCGCAGCCUGUGUGCAUCUGGUAAACCUCCUCUAUGUGCUGGUGGUUUUGAAGGAGUCCCUGGUUCUUCCAAAUCCCAUUCUGUCAAUGUCCAGCCCCUCAGCUUCAGAAGCCCCUCGGCUGCGACAGUCUCAAGCUCUUACCGCCCGUCUGCAGGGCGUCUACCUGCUCUUUGCGUCCUCCAAAAGGAGAAGGAAUGUAGUGCUGUUGCUCAUGCUUGCUGCUUUUGCCUUUUUCAGGCUAGCUCUCCAGGGUGGCAUGUCCAUCUUCAUCUUGUAUGAACUGAACACUCCUCUGUGCUGGAGUGAGGUGUUAGUGGGCUAUGGCUCGGCUCUCUCCACGGCCAUAUAUCUGGUGAGCUUUGCCGGUGUGGCACUGCUGUCCCGCUGUCUGCCUGAUGCCUACAUCAUCCUGCUGGGGUUGAUGUCUGUGGCAGCCGGCCUCAUCAUGGCAGCAUUUGCAAAGUCUACUCUGCUCAUGUUCCUGGUGCGGCUGCCUUUGCUGCUGUCCAUCAUGCCGACUCCUGUACUACGAUCCAUGAUGUCCAAAAUAGUGUCUGGAUCUGAACAAGGUGCCAUGUUUGCGUGUGUAGCCUUUGUGGAGAUGUUGAGUGUUGGUGUUUCAUUUACAAUGUUCAGCAGCAUCUAUGCAGCUACACUGUCCUGGUUUUCCGGGUUUACUUUCCUGCUGGCUGCAGGCCUCACUCUCAUACCAGCCACCCUGAUCUGUGUUAUUCUUUGUCUCCGUCUGGGUGUGUAUGAGGAAUCCAUCGUACUGACGCAGGACGGCAUGGAAAACCACACAGAAAUCUUUGAACUUCCACCAUGACAUGGACAUGGCAUGACAAUAGUGUCCUCUAGUGGAAAAUUAGAAAACAAUUACAUGAAUGGAGAGGUUAAAACUCAAGAACUCUGGUCUGAGCGUAGAUGUUCUUGUUUUCUUCUCGGGUCCUAAAUGAAUGUUCUUUAGGAUGAAGAACAGCUGAAAGAUAUUGUCAUUCUCAUUUGAAAAAAAAAAAAAAAAAAUGACUAAAGAAAUUUUGUUUUUACUGUAGAUUUUAUUUAAUUUCAUGCAUACUUGUAUAAGAAUAUAAAAUUGGCAUUUGAAAGUUGCAUAACACAUUGAUAUAUUUUCUGAAAUAUGAUAUUGUAUUUUUGAAAUAAA
Ctenopharyngodon idella (grass carp) is the source of this 2379-nucleotide messenger RNA. RefSeq names its product solute carrier family 46 member 3. Gene Ontology annotation, cellular component: lysosomal membrane. The transcript has 7 exons. Bases 613 to 2043 code for a protein of 476 amino acids. Gene Ontology annotation, molecular function: transmembrane transporter activity. Lineage: Eukaryota; Metazoa; Chordata; Actinopteri; Cypriniformes; Xenocyprididae. Gene Ontology annotation, biological process: vacuolar transmembrane transport. The record is from RefSeq and is a predicted model, not a curated record.